AUGAUCAUUUUAGCCUGUGAAGAUGGUGCCGUGAUGAUGUGGGAGACGACACCCAACUACGGCAUAGAACGUAGUUGGUCGCUUGCGGCGCCACCUUCAGCCAACACACUGGCGAUCGACUACGACGAGGGCACUGUUGUGUUGAGGCUAGGGCACGAUACUCCUGUCCUGAGUAUGGACGCUGGUGGCAGCGAAAAGCUCAUCUGGACGACUAACAAUGACGUUUACACCGCCAGUGUCAAGGGGGUGGUGACGGAGAUGAGUCUCCAGGACGGCGAAAAACUGCCGCUUGUUUCAAGAGAUCUAGGAAGCUGCGAAGUGUACCCUCAAACAGUACAGCACAACAGCAACGGCCGCACGUAG
Messenger RNA from Peronospora belbahrii, 363 nucleotides. NCBI's taxonomy places the organism in Eukaryota, Oomycota, Peronosporomycetes, Peronosporales, Peronosporaceae. The record is from the annotation of a GenBank genome assembly.